CUGACCACAACAGUUUGUGUCCUUAGAUAUGAAACAAUUUCGUUUUGAUUUUAUUCUAGAAAAAUGGAGUUCCAUGGAAUGCUGUGCUGUGAUUUUCUUCUUGUAUUUGGACUAGUCGUAUUGCCAUUGGUGUCUUCUAGUAAUACCACGGGACCACCGACUGUGACAGCUACAAAUACUAAUCAUUUUUCAACAAUUGGUGUGGAUGUUGACUUACCAUGUGAUGCGCACGCAUCUCCAGCCAUUGAGUCUGUCACGUGGUAUCUUUAUGUUGGUGAGGUAUCUACCACAGUGGUGCAGAUUGAUGAUGUUUCGUAUUCCGGAGGUACCGUAACCUAUCCGGCCCUCACAGUCAUCAAUCCGGCCCUUAAUGACAGCGGCAGGUACUAUUGUGAGGUCGAAAACAUCCACGGUGUUGCUCUCGGUCAAGUGCUAACACUACUGGUGACUGAAACAACAGGUCUUCCAAUAGUAACGAUGUCGAAAGAAUCUUACACUGUGGGUGCUGACUCUAACGUGAUCCUUGGCUGUACCGUAGUGUCAAACCCGAUAUUGUAUGCCAUUCAAUGGCGCUUGAACGGAAGUCAAAUCUUUAUAGAUGAUAUCAAAUACUUUGGCGGAACAAACACGGACCCAAACUUAUCUAUCAUCUCUAUAGGCUAUAACGAGGGUGGUUAUUAUACCUGCGAGGGAACAAACAGCUUCGGAUCCGUGCUGAACGGAACCACGGUGACGGUAACAUCAGGUCUUCCGAACGUAACAGUGUCACAGACAUUAUAUUCUCCCACGGAAGGGGGGAGUGUAACAUUACUCUGUAAUAUAGUAGCCAGCCCUUCUGUUUCUACUGUCAGUUGGUCCCAAGAUGGCGUUAGUGUAACUAUAGAUGGCGUCAUUGUCACAGGUUCAACCCCGUCUCAACCGUCUUUAACAUUACACAACAUCUCUUACUGGCAAAGUGGCGUAUACGAAUGCACAGGAACGAACGCUUUAGGAUCCAGUACAAAAAAUCUGACCGUGAACGUAUUACCAGAAACAACAACAGUAGCCGAAACAACAGUAGCCGAAACAACAGUGGCCGAAACAACACUAGCUGAGACAACAGUAGCCGAAACAACAGUGGCCGAAACAACAGUAGCUGAGACAACAGUAGCCGAAACAACAGUAGCCGAAACAACAGUGGCCGAAACAACCGUAGCUGAGACAACAGUGGCCGAAACAACACUAGCUGAGACAACAGUAGCCGAAACAACAGUGGCCGAAACAACACUAGCUGAGACAACAGUAGCCGAAACAACAGUAGCUGAGACAACAGUAGCCGAAACAACAGUAGCCGAAACAACAGUAGCCGAAACAACGGUAGCUGAGACAACAGUAGCCGAAACAACAGUAGCUGAGACAACAGUAGCCGAAACAACAGUAGCCGAAACAACAGUGGCCGAAACAACCGUAGCUGAAACAACAGUGCCCGAAACUACGACAUCUAGCGUUAUUGAAACAACAACACCACCGCCGACAACAACAACGACCCCGCCCGUAACAACGACAACACCGCCGACAACAACAACACUGCCGAUACCUCCGACGACAACGACACCGCCGACGACAACAACACCGCCGACAACAACAACACCGCCGACAACAACAACACUGCCGAUACCGCCGACGACAACGACACCGCCGACGACAACAACACCGACGACAACAACAACACCGCCGACAACAACAACACUGCCGAUACCGCCGACGACAACGACACCGCCGACGACAACAACACCGCCGACGACAACAACACCGCCGACAACAACAACACUGCCGAUACCGCCGACGACAACGACAACACCGCCGACAACAACAACACCGCCGACACCGCCGACAACAACACCACCGUCGACAACAACGACAAAGGUUGUUAUACCGCCGAAUUCCAACGUUGAUCAGAGACUAGUUGACUUAAACAGCCAAGCCAAUGAAAGUACUUCUGUAAGUGAUGUUACCACUUCUAUAUCGUCAACGUUAAACGUACUAAACACCCUGGCUCGAGACAAAGAUAUAUCCAAACAAUUGGAAUAUGUUGCCAGUAUAAUGGAAAGCAAUGUCAGAGUCACGACUUCUCUAAAUGGUUCGUCGGAACAAAAUAAGCAAGUUACAGAAGAAUUACUAAAACUGACAGAUAGAGUGUCAUCUUUGUCACACACCUGUACUGGAACUUGUCCGAAUGUGUCUGAGAGUUUCACGAAGGUCGAGACAACCACACUGACUAUGAUCAAGAGGGUGUUGGACGACGAUGAGUACUUCAAUCAGUCGCAGUCCAACGUAUACGCGAAUGGUAAAAAUGAAAAAGGUGAUGAGCUUCCGCCGACCUUAUCAACUGACUUUGGUGAUGUUACUCUACCCGUUUGGGGAACACUUCAGAAGACACUGGCAGAGGAAAAGGUCAAAUUGGUUAUGCUGACGUACAAAGAUAAUCCCUAUCAGACCGGAACUUCCGACGUAUCUAUAAACACAGGUGUUUUGACCAUUGGUAUGUACCAUGACGAUAGAAUUGUCGCUUACGUAGACAAAGAGGACCCCAUUACCUUGAGCAUCGCCGAGGAAGCAGGUAAUUCAGAGAUACCGGCUGGAGAGUGGGAGAACGUUCUGGAACUCGAGUCUGAAAAGGGGUCAUAUUUGACUGUGGUGAGCUUCACACCAGAGAAAAAUGCAGCUAUCGUUCUUCUGCGACUUCCAGGGACAGGGCCGUGUGUAAUAUAUGGACUGGAACGCGGACAGAAACCGUCUGCCACCCAAUUUGACUUCUAUGUUAAAACCAUCGGCCAAAACCGAGUGACCAAGUACAGACCGUAUGGUUUAAAACAUACUUACCGAGAGGGUGUCCUGACCCUCUCUGUUGAGGGCACAGUCGACACCAGUCCUCUUGUUCUUCUUACGCAGUGUCAAAUUCCUGACACAACGGUUGCUAAAAGAGACACAUCCCAGACACUGACACAGAGGGUGGUAGGUGUAGAUCUUCGUUAUUUCGAUACGGUGUCACAGACCUGGAGGAAGAAUCCCAACCUCAAGAUAACGGCGGGAAGCACAGGACGAGUAAAUUUCCAGUCAAACUUUUUUGGUUCCUUCUCUGCUAGUACUUUAUUGAUUCCACCAAGUCCUAUCCAGUUUGAUGCUAUUUUCCUGAAUUUCGGAGAAAGACUGGCAUCCACACCACAUGUGCUCAUCACAAUCAUAACUGUACUUUUGCUGUUUGUACUGUUAUCCUUGGUGUUAAAACAACUUGAUAGAUCCGACGCCGAACUGUGGGAUUACCUUCCCUUGAUAGACAACAAACCUGGGCACAUCUUUUUGUAUUAUUUUGCCGUUGCGACUGGUCUAAGUUCAUCUAAAUAUCUGACAGCCACGGUAUACAUCAACAUGAUAGGAGAGUUUGGGGAGUCUGGACCGCGUAUUCUGGUAGACGGCCGACGAAAGAAUUUUGGUCGUGGAUCAACUUCACAUUUUGUGAUGGCAACAGAGAACUACCUAGGCCAGAUACAAUCCGUACAAGUCUGGCAUGACAAUAAUGGAUCAUCACCAAGAUGGCUACUCAAUAAAAUUAUUGUUUGUGACGGGAUGGACAACGAGAGGUAUGUUUUUGGAUGUGGUAAAUGGUUGUCUAUGGAUACUGAGGACGCGCUGACAUUCAGGACUUUACACAUGAUUGAUGAGUCAUUGGUCGACAUGGACGCCGUAUUCGUUGAUGUCAGCACGCGCUACAUGUUCGACGAAAACCUAUGGUUCUCUCUCCCAAAGCGUCCGUGUUUCAGCAGAUUUACUCGUGUGCAGAGACUCUGGCUCCUUGCUGCCAUUUUAUUUCUCUCCAUGGUAACAUCCGCCAUGUUUUUUCGGUCGUCAGGGGAUGACAGUCGUUCUGUAACAAUAGGACCAAUUAGAUUAAACUACAAACAGAUAUACGUGGGGUUCCUAUCUUUCAUUAUAACUAUUUUACCUUCUCUGAUAGUUGUGUAUAUAUUCAAAUACAGGAAAUGUAAAAACGAAAUGAGACGAUAUAAUCGGUGCAAGACAGAAAAAGAAAACUGCUUACCAUGGUGGUCCAUUUUUAUUGCUUAUGGUAUAAUUGUCUUAAGUAUUUCAUCUGGAGCCUUCUUCACAAUGCUUUACUCUUUGCAAUGGGGACCGGACACAACUGUGGAUUGGAUUAUGUCAUUUUUUGUUGGUAUUAUACUGAGCAUCUUCAUCAUGGAACCAUGCAAGGCCGCUUGUAUGGCGAUCGUCAUGACAAUGCUUUGCACAGGCGCAGCACAGAGAACUAUGACAGAAAUACCAUCUUCUGACAGUAUGCGGGUCGCCUACGGUGAUUGGUACCUAGAUACGUCUUGUGUUGCUCCUCCGAAGGUCGGGGGUACACAGGCAGCUGACCUACACGAGAGAAGGCGGAGGUGUCGCCUGGAUAAACGCCUCAACAGUGUCCUUCUCAGCUGGCUGUUACAUUUCCUUUAUAUUUUUAUUGUCGCCAUCAUAUGCUCACACAACUACGCGACCAUAGCAUUCCAUCAAAAUGUCGCAUUGGGCAAUAGACUGAAUUCAGACUCAUCUCCGAAAACAGUGCCGGAUGUUUGGAAGUGGCUGGAGAAUUCACUUGUAGACAAGUUAUUUCCUUUCAAAUAUUAUAAUGGCGACGUCAUGACGUCAUAUGUACAACAGUCAGCUGAUCAGUUUUAUCGCCUUGGCUUAGUUCGACUUCGUCAGGCGCGUGUUCAAGGUUCAUGUCACAUUCCUAGCGUCAUGCAACGCUGGUUGGAAAGAUGUCCCCCGGAAAUGACGUCAGAGACGGAGGACCGAGCUACAUACUGUAUAGGCUGGGCGAAAUACGACUCGUCGUGCUUCAAUGAGAUUGACGAAGAUCAAUUCGCUUAUACGUACAAGACUGCGACAGAGACAGAAUCACUUUAUCAUAUGGGAAUGGUGGGCAGCUAUGAUGGCGGAGGUUAUGUCAGAGAUAUUGGUCAUACGCAUGAGCUCGCGCUCAACACAAUAUACCGCCUACGUGAGCAGACCUGGAUUGAUGACAACACGCGUGCACUUUUUGUAGACGCCGUCUUUCUUAAUGGUGACAACAUGCUUUUUAGUCACAUCAAGGUUGUAUUCGAACUCCCAUCUUUUGGAGGUGUUUUCAUGAAGUUCCAUUCAACCACAUCUAAUCUAUAUCCGUAUGUAGGAUCGAUGGAUUAUUUAGUCCUCAUAUUCCAAGUUAUCUUUAUAGUAAUCGUAUGUGUAAGGAUUGUAUUGCUGAUUGUUUCUGUUAUAAAGACGAAAUGUUACUGUCUGACAUCAUUCAGUACUUGGAUUGGAAUCUUGGAGAUAGUGUUAUCAUUGGCGGCUAUAUCUGUGUACAUUCUCAGGAUAGAUCGUACCAUUGAGGCAAUAGAGAGGGUAUUCAAUGAUAUCGGGUUUUUCGUGUCCUUCGAGAUGGUGGAGAUGCUGGAUAUUCUCUAUAGAAUGUUCAUCGGGAGCGUUUGUUUUAUCGCCAUUUUGAAUCUUUUGAAACCUUUAUCGUUUAACUACCAUUUACACCUAAUGAGGACAGCAAUUUCAAUGUUUCGCAUGGAGGUUCUAAAUUUUUCAGUAAUUGCUUUUUUGUUCAUAAUUGCGUUUUCCUGUAUCUUUUACUUGAUUUACGGGUACCAUGAACCGGGAUUCAAGGACUUCAAAACCACAUUCCUCUACCUAUUUCGUAUAAUGAUUGGGAUGAUACAUUUUAAGGAGAUAUUAGUGAACGAAAACAUUGGUGUUACAACAUUGCUUGGAUUAUACAUAACUAUAUCAACUAUCCUUACAAUCAACUUUUUCUUGGCCGGCCUAAAUUUUGUUUUUACGGAGGCUCGAUCAAAAGCAGGUACAAAAGGCAAAUAUCAGUUUGACGAGGAAAUAAAUAAUCACUUCUGGUGGAAAAUGUCCAGCAUGGCUAGUAAGGUACUUGGAAAGAAGGAAUCGGUUCUGAAGAGGAGGAAAUCCUCGUCUAAUGGUAUAGAUGACGGCAAAGUUGAAUCGUUAACGGAAGAGCUGGACUUCAUUUUAUCUUCGAUAACUGAUCGGGUAUUGGUUGGCGAGAACGAGGAGGUCCGAGUAGAAGUGAGGAAAUUAGCACACAUCAAUAGAUGGUAUAACAACCAGCCGGAUAUAGUAGAACUCGAGUGUUUCCGAAAUGAUACUCAGACCAAUACUGAAUUUGUAUAUGAGGACAAAUUCGGCCAACUUGUGUGCAAGUUGUCCUGUUUGUCACUUGAUCAGGGGGACGGAAUUUUCGGGGCCAAUAUGAGCGUGGUGACGUCAAAGUGGACACAUAUCUACCCAUGUGGUCAGGCUUCCCGCCCAUGUAGCAGGGUCAUCGUUCUGACUCAGAACUUGACCAAUGGACCGACGGGUUCAGUGUCAGUGACUGUAGCAGACAAGUCAGAACCACAGUUAGGGGAGAGUGAUCUUCCCCUGUUUAUGGUUGCCAGUUUUGAUGGUGGCAUUUCUUGGCAAAUGAAGGCAGCAUGGCGUAAAACAGUUGAGAAUCAUCCGUGUAUAUGCUGCGAUCUAGAUUCCUGUCCUACACACCUAAUAGCUGUAUCAUGUGAUCAGUGGCCAUAUCUUCCACAGAGGUUAAAGGGACAUUGGGAGUCGUGGACAAUAGACAGGAGUAGAUACACUCUUCAAUCUGUCUUUCCACAACUCAGCAUUAGCUUUGAUAACGGGUCUAUAGAAGACAGGGCCAGUAUUUUCCUAAUAUUGGAACCAACAGACUUCUUGCCGACAAUCCAUUUCUUGUCGUCAGAGACCUUUAUAAAACCAAUUACUGUGAGAUUCUCCUGCACAGUUAGUGAAAGAGACUCUCCACAAAACGUAUUUGUGCUAAUGCAAGACGGAGAUUUGAAAUGGUCAAGAAAAUGUACCAUCACUAUAGUACCAAAUCUUGGCGAGCUAAACAUUGAAGUUCAGAACAUUAAAAAGGGAGUAAGAAGGGCAAUAGCUGUUGUCCCAUCAGACCUGAACAGUUCCUCUAUGUCAGUGUAUGGAGUGAAACGUUACAACGGACUGGUCAACUAUUCCUCCCAUAGACUGGUCAGCGAGCUACUGAACUCAUCCCAUAUUGACAAUGACGUCUAAUUUACCAUACAGUCAACGUGCAACUCAAUUCUUCACAUAUAGAAAUUGACCUCAAAUUUAUCAUGCAAUGGAAGAACUCAUCCCACAUAGACAAUGACGUCUAAUUUAUCAAACAAACUAGUCAAGUUGCAAUUCAAUUCAAGCCAAUGGCCAACUGUAUAUAUUGGCUUUCGCCUUCUAACAAAAAUCUUGAAUUAUGGGAUUUUCGGCAUUGUUUUUUUUUGUUUGGUUUUUUUACAGAGGAAGAGAGAUUGUUUAUCGACAUUCAAACGAAAGAUUGAUUCCAAAUUAACAAAAUGAGAACAAGAAGUCCCUUGAAAAUGUAGAUAAGGAGAAUAAAACAAUACGCUCCAGAAGGGUAUGCGCGCCUUCUGCUACGACACCAACCAUACAUAUCAAGGUCCGAUCCGGGUUGUCAUAUUCUCAAAAUGGGAGCUAGCGUGAUGGCCUUGUUAUCAUGAUACUGAAAUACUGUAUUGGUAUCGACUUUAUAAUUGCAAGGAAUUUAGAAAUCGAUUAACUUAUUUAGUGAAUGUUUUAUUGUAGUGACAGACCUGAUAUGUUACUAAGGCUUCUUUAAAUAAUAUACUUGAAAAUAGAAAACACAAACUAUUAUUUAUUAGAAAAUGGAUUUUCCAACCCGAGAAAAAAAUAACCACUUAAAGUUUAAACUCAUGCCCUCCAAAAAUAAUUUACCAUACUCGUCUACAUUGUGUUUCAAUAUUUUCUUUGAACAUGUAUAUUUUAUAUGUCAAUGAUCGAGCGUAGUAAUGAUCCUUGAGUAAAAGUAAGAUAAUGGACAAAUACAUUACCAGAGCAGGACUAGUAAUUGACAUUAUACACCACGUUCGCCUUGGAAUCCCUCUCAAAAAGCAUGAUGUAAUCGUGUGUGAUAUGUGAAAUAAAGACAGAUAUAUUCCUGAUAUAAUACGGUGCUAUUCAUGGGACAUUGGUGAAACUACAUAGGUUUCAUCAACAUGAAGUUAACCUGUUAUUGAUCUCUAUUUACCCCUGGGAGAGAGGUUUUAUAACAAUACCAAUGUUGACAAUAUGUAUCAUGUUUUUAUUUUUCACUGAUUUUCCAUUUAUGUUUAUUUAUAGAAACUAAGCAUCAAAUCUUUUAUACCCACUCAUUAAAAUAUAUAUUUAUACACUGCUUAAUGUUACGGCUUAUUAAAUUCAUGUAUGAAUAAAAUUAUU
Messenger RNA from Pecten maximus, 8346 nucleotides. RefSeq lists its product as uncharacterized. The transcript has 31 exons. Gene Ontology annotation, molecular function: calcium channel activity; protein binding. The record is from RefSeq and is a predicted model, not a curated record. The coding region runs from base 64 to 7146 and encodes 2360 amino acids. Gene Ontology annotation, biological process: detection of mechanical stimulus. Gene Ontology annotation, cellular component: membrane. Lineage: Eukaryota; Metazoa; Mollusca; Bivalvia; Pectinida; Pectinidae.